This is a messenger RNA of Lampris incognitus (smalleye Pacific opah), 866 nucleotides long. It is a transcript of the gene defbl2, whose product is annotated as defensin, beta-like 2. Lineage: Eukaryota; Metazoa; Chordata; Actinopteri; Lampriformes; Lampridae. The record is from RefSeq and is a predicted model, not a curated record. The transcript has 5 exons. Bases 288 to 488 code for a protein of 66 amino acids.
CCUUCGUUGAUAAAUGGCAUUGCUGUGCUAAGCUGCCAAUGGGGUUAUUUCCCUCCAGACAACGUCAACAAGGACGAGUCCACGUUUUCAAGAUGCUGCAGCUUUUGAACCAAGUAGAGCACGUCAGCCGUGAGGACUUUCAAACCUCAGACUCCUGCCAUUCAGAAAUACUUUGUUGUUGUCGUCUGGACAGCGUGUGGGACUCCUCCCCUGUGGCUGUAACGCUGUAUAAAUGCUGCAUCAGCCCUGGCAGUCGCGCUGUUUGAGAACUUAGUGGCACCAAAAACAUGAAGGGAUUGAGCUUGGUUUGCCUUGUGCUUCUGCUGAUGCUCUCAGCCGCGGAGGUAUUUACAGCCAAUGAUGCGGAUGUGCAAUACUGGACAUGCGGGUAUCGGGGACUCUGCAGACGGUUCUGCUAUGCCCAAGAGUACAUUGUUGGUCACCAUGGUUGCCCACGCAGAUACAGGUGCUGUGCUGUGCGGUUUUAGCAUUUGCCAGUCGUGUAAUGAUGCUCUUAAGGGUGUCUAAGGAAGAGGGCCGGUCGGACUCUCUGACUCCGAACUGAGUGGAAGAGGCACCUCAUUGGAGAAGAGUAAGCUUGGAGCAUGGGACCUUAGCUUUCCUAAGCCGGCCCUCUGGAACUUUGAAAUGCGGUGGAAUCUGGAACCGAGUGUUAAGACUUAGACUUCAUCUAUUUACUUGAUAGUCCAGCAUUAGAAAUCUAACUUGUGUUCCACUGAAACCAUGUUGUUCUCACAGCCAUAGGUGUCACUGUGUGUGUGGUUGAACUAAUUUCUCACAUUUGUUAAGUUUCGUUAACCACGGCACUGUCAAGAUGUUGAUUUUGCGCUCUGUAGCAAAUUUGC